Molecule: messenger RNA, 1057 nt
Organism: Pelobates fuscus (common spadefoot toad)
Lineage: Eukaryota; Metazoa; Chordata; Amphibia; Anura; Pelobatidae
Product: putative homeobox protein Meis3-like 1
Exons: 3
Coding region: 200-601 (133 amino acids)
Biological process (GO): regulation of transcription by RNA polymerase II
Cellular component (GO): nucleus; transcription regulator complex
Molecular function (GO): RNA polymerase II cis-regulatory region sequence-specific DNA binding; DNA-binding transcription factor activity, RNA polymerase II-specific
Source: RefSeq, a predicted model, not a curated record
GUCAAUCCUAUAAAACACAAGCACACAGCAUUGCCUUACACAUGUUCCUUUACGUGUAAAGGGAAUGAUAAGGCUCUAAGAAACAGGAAUUCUUUACUCUAUCAUCUGCAAUCUCCUUUCUGUAAUUUACCAGCCUUCUCAAGUCUGUUAUCUUUUCUGUCUGUAAGCUAAUACUUAAUUUUGUCUCACUUUUUUAAAGAUGUCUCUCAUGUUUCCCAGUUUCUCUCUUCUCUCCCCAGGACACAUUUUUCAAGUGUGUUCCGCCUUGCAUUGCAUUGGGGAAAUGGACCAUCUUGCACUCUUCUUGUGGUCUCUUCCACCUCAGGUAUCUGCAUCUCUUUCCAUGAGUGAGACAUUCUCCAGAGGGGAGAAUGCAAGAUCUGAUAUAACAGUUGAGGAAGACAGGACCAAAAAGACAAACUGUUUGAAGGACAAGACUCGAAGACUUUUACGAGAGUGUUAUCUUCGGGACCCAUAUCCUAGUGCUGCUCAGAAGAGACACCUUUCAUAUGUAACUGGGCUACAUCCUUCACAGGUGACCAACUGGUACAAGAACCGGAGACAAAGGGACAGGGCAGCUACCUCUAAAACUGGGCUCUAGAAAAUAAAGUUCUCAAAAGGCGACGAUAUGCGUGAGAUGAAUUCACUAAAACAAGAGCAUCUCAAGUACAUUGCCUAGGUCAUCACAUUUCAUUUAUUAUUUGUAUUAAUAUGAUGGGGUGAUAAUUAUUUUAAAAACUAGGAGACAUUUAUAGUGGCUGGUGUGAAUGAAAAUUAAAUUAUUAAAACGUAUAUGUAUCCCUAUGUACAAAUGAUAGUUUUAAUAAUCUCACAUCAUGUCCCCUGUUACAGAUUUUGAUUAACAGUAUUUGUAUACGUCUUUUAAAAAAAACAUCUGCUUGUUUGAUACUUACUUGCACACUCUUCAUUUAUUUAGAAUAAUGCUGGUGAAAAUAUAAUCUACUAUCAAUGUUAAUGUGGAUAUUUGUUAAGCAAAUAAGCAGCUUGCUGUUCCUUGUCAUUUCAGAGCAAUAAUAGGGGAACAGCAGUGGCCUUU